This is a messenger RNA of Danio rerio (zebrafish), 2906 nucleotides long. The record is from RefSeq and is a predicted model, not a curated record. Lineage: Eukaryota; Metazoa; Chordata; Actinopteri; Cypriniformes; Danionidae.
UUACGCAAAUGGCGUUUGUGAAUAGCCGGAGCGUAGCGUGUAGGUUCGUGUGGCUGGUUCGCUCCUGUUUCACUGGGCCACACGGGGAAGGUAAAUAAAGACAGGACGGUCACCAGCGCAGCAUUUUUAGCCGUCAGACCCCGACAACUAGAGGACCGUCCACCGCUGCCGUGUCUUUAGGGCCUGCUUUCCUCGGUCGGGUUUGGUCUUUGUUUUAACCGCAUUACUCACGGGAUAAAAGGCGAAAGAGAAGAAAAAGAGGUGACAACGUCGCCUGUGCAGAUAUCUUAAGGUGCUAGUUUGAUCCAGCCUGAGGGUGUGUUACCAUGGCGAUGCGGGAGUUAGUGGAGGCGGAAUGUGGGGGAGCCAAUCCCCUCAUGAAACUGACUGGUCACAUGACCCAAGAGGGCGGGGCUUGGAGACAUCGAUCAACGCCCACUAUUCCUCCUACUCCCAUUGAAAUAGCCACUGAAGAAGAGCUGGUCAGUGAGUUUCUGCAGGGUCCACAACGGCCUCCUCAUAGUUUUGAUAUGGGUCAACUGCUGGAGGAGAUGCAACAGAUUGAUCAGCAGAACUACAGACAGGCUCCACAGAGAGCUCCCGAUGUGGCAGCUCUGGCUCUGUCUGGCGACUGGGCAUCAGAGUUUCUGUCUACUGCUGAUGCCGCCUCUUCUUCUGGACAGGCAGCUCUUGAUCCAGCCGAUGCCGACUGGACCAGAGAAUUUAUCAAUGAAGUGGCAGAUCCGGGCCGCUGGGCAGAGGAGUACCUGGAGCAGUCAGAGGAGAAGCUAUGGCUGGGAGAUUUGGGAGAAAGAGAACAGGACAAAGAAUGGGCUCAAGAAUACCAGUCAGGUGAAGAACUACGUCAAACCGCAAAUGAACUUGUUGCCAAAGUGGACGAUCCUAAACUACAGAACACAGAGAAGAAACCACUGUUCCUGCGGUUCAUUAGGCAGAUUGGCGAGGGCAGUGUGACUGUGGAGGACAGAGCAGGAAAAGAGCACACUGAUAAAGCACAGGCCAAAGAGGCAGAGCAUUGGGCCUCCAGCCUCAACCAGGUUUCGGCAGAAUCGGCGGAGUCUUGGGUCGAUGAAUUCGCCACCUACGGGCCAGACUUCCAGCAGGCCAAAGCAGCGGUCGAGAGCGAUGUUGAUUUCUGGGAGAAGCUCCAGCAGGAGUGGGAGGAAAUGGCCAAGAGGGAUGCUGAAGCUCACCCCUGGCUCUCAGACUUUGACCAGAUGCUCAGCAGCUCUUACGACAAGGGAUAUCAGUUUGAGGAAGACAACCCCUACCUGUCCCAUGAGGAUCCGUUUGCAGAAGGGGUGAAGCGGAUGGAGGCGGGAGACAUUCCUGGAGCUGUGCGCCUUUUCGAGAGCGCCGUUCAGAGACAGCCAGACAACCAACUGGCCUGGCAAUAUCUGGGCACCUGCCAGGCGGAGAACGAGCAGGAGUUUGCUGCCAUCAGCGCCCUCCGGAGAUGUAUAGAGCUGAAAAAGGACAAUCUGACGGCUCUAAUGGCUCUUGCUGUGAGCUUUACCAACGAGUCGCUUCACAGACAGGCCUGCGAGACGCUCCGGGACUGGUUGAGGCACAACCCCAAAUACAGAAUCAUCCUGGAGCAGCAUGAGCGAGAGAAGCAGAGGGAGGGGGCGAGGGAGAGAGAGAAAGAGAGUGAAAGAUUUGGAUCCCUUCUGCCAGAAGCACUGUUUGGUGAAGUGCAGACGUUGUUUCUGAAUGCAGCGGCGGCUGAGCCCUCGCAGGUGGACCCGGAGCUGCAGUGUGGUCUGGGUGUUCUCUUUAAUCUGAGUGGAGAGUAUGACAAGGCUGUGGACUGUUUCUCUGCCGCACUCUCUGUCACACCACAGGAUUAUCUGCUGUGGAAUAAACUGGGAGCGACUCUAGCUAACGGGAACCGCUCGGAGGAGGCGGUCGCUGCUUAUAGACGUGCGCUGGAGUUACAGCCUGGAUUUGUACGCAGCCGAUACAACCUGGGCAUCAGCUGUGUCAACCUGGGGGCACACAGGGAGGCAGUGGAGCACUUCCUGGAGGCGCUUUCUCUGCAGCGACAGGCUGCAGGUGAUGGAGAGGCCGGUGCUGGACGAGGGCCUGGUGCUGCAGCCACCAUCAUGUCGGACAACAUCUGGUCCACACUACGCAUGGCACUGAGCAUGAUGGGAGAAAGCUCACUCUAUUCCGCCGCCGACAGGCGAGAUUUGGACACACUGCUGACACACUUCUCCCACAGAGAAGGAGAGGCGGAAUGAAGGACGAUAUGGUGCGGGUGUGGAGACGCCUGUUUGGGAGAGGAAACCAGAAGACUGAGGUGUACAUUUCAACAAGAGGGGCUUGACUUUUAGAGGCGCUACAGUAGACGGAGAACAAACAGCCAUUUAGCUCCAGCACUGAAGAAUAAACUGAUAAACUGCCCUUGAGGGAAAACCUAUGGUACAGUUUAACUACACCACAAUAUUGCUGCAUUUCUGUCACAAGUUUACGCUUACCGUUGUAAUUUUUGCAUUAAUCUUGAAGAUUACGGUUCUUUCCAUUGAUCAGAUUUACAGCGAUAUUUCUCAUAUAGGGAAAAUAUGAUCCACGCACUGUGAGCUCAAAUGAUACUUGCUUCUGUUUGAAACAGAGACGAAGGAUGUGGAGAUAUAAUUGUUCUAUAUCACUACGAGCCCCGUGUAAUCCGCAAGUUAUGUUGGCUGAGAGGAGGAAGAGUUGUGAGACUAAUAGACGUGUCUGUAAGCACUCUUUAUUAUCACAUAUUUGCUGUAAAUUAAUUUGCUUAAUUGUAAAUUCUACUUGCCAUAUUGUGUAGUGUACCAUAAUUAUUAAUGUUUUGCAUAUAGCCAAUUCAAGUUGCUCUGAUAUAUGUAAUUCAAGCAAUAAAGCUUUGACAAAAA